AUGAAACUCCUCCUGAUAAACCAACACCAGCGUCGGCUCUCAGCUGUAUUGAGGAUACACAAAAUUGUUCUGCACGUAUCCUUUUGGCUACUGCUAGGGUCAAAGUCCUUGAUGGAGGAAAUGUCUGCACCAAUAGAUUUUCAUCUUGAGGGAAUCGGCUCUAUCAAUCAUGUGGUCAAACGUAAAACAAAUGUCAGACUUCUGAUAGGUGAGAAGGGGGGAGAAAGUGUGGUCAAUGUGGAGUGUUUGGUAGUAAAGCGAAUCACUGGAGAUCAUCCAAAUUUUAAAAUCAAUAAAGAGAUAGUAUCGAUUCCUAAUUCCAUUAAGUUGGCAGAUCCUGAUUGGAACAAAUGUCAGCCCAUUGAUAUUUUAAUUGGAGGUCAAUAUUUCUGGAACUUUGUCAAGGAUAACACUAAGACUCUUGGACCCAAUGCUCCUAUACUGAAAGAUAGUGUCUUCGGUUGGUUACUGGUAGGACCUCUAUCUCAAGAGCCCUCAACAAGUUCAGGUUUUCAUGCACAGUGCAACCUGUCCACUUUAGCUAGCCUUGAUGCUUCUCUUCGUAUGUUUUGGGAAAUAGAAGAAAUUCCUCAAGCCAAGAAUAGUGUCGAUGAACAUAACGAAGUUGAACAGCUAUAUCGAUCCUCUACUUCUCGGAAUGAAAAUGGCCGCUAUGUAGUCAGAUUGCCUUUGAACGACAGAAUCGGAGAGUUGGGAAAUAACAGGGCAUCAGCAACAUAUCAAUUCUUAAGCUUGGAAAGAAGAUUGGGAAAGAAGGAAGACCUCAAGAUUGCAUACUCUCAGGCCAUUAAGGAGUACCUCGACUUGAAAAUCAUCGAGGAGGUACCUUCAACUGAACUAGAUUCGCCAUCGUACUAUCUCCCUCAUCACGGAGUUGUUCGAGAACAAGCGAUCAGCACAAAGUUGCGAAUAGUAUUCAACGCGAGUGCUCGCUCUCAGUCAGGCGUUAGUCUCAAUCAGUGUCUCAUGGUAGGCCCAGUUGUUCAGCCAUCUUUGGUAGAAGUCCUUUGGCGAUUUCGCUUACACAAAUAUGCCUUGACAUGUGAUAUCGUCAAGAUGUACCUGCAGGUACAUCUGGUUCCUGAGCACAGGAAUUAUCAGCGAUUCAUAUGGAGGGAACAUCCUUCAGAUGAUAUUAAACAUUAUCGAUUCCGUACUGUGUGUUUUGGUAUCGCGUCUUCACCAUAUUUAGCGACCAGAACCCUCAAUCAAUUGGCGGAUGAUGAAGGUCAAUCUUUUCCUAUGGCUGCCAAGGCAGUUAAAGAGUCAUUUUAUGUCGACGAUUGUUUGGCAUCAGUUCCAGAACAGGCACAAGUUUUAGAGUUGAAACAUCAACUCAUUCAUCUCAUGGAACGCGGACAAUUCCAACUGGCUAAGUUCCAGACAAACUGCUCAGUUGAAGUCGACAACAACCAAGAAAGUCACUCAGACGUCAUCAUUUCUGACAAUGUGGUGAAAACCUUGGGAUUAAUGUGGAACAGCAAAGUUGACACCUUUCAGUUCAAACUGUCCAAUGAUCUCCCUAAGAAAAAUGUCACCAAAAGGCAGAUUCUUUCAGUCAUCGCUAGGAUCUAUGAUCCCCUUGGGAUGCUUGGUCCAAUAGUCACCAAUGCGAAACUCAUUCUUCAGGCAGCAUGGCAGUGCAAAACUGAUUGGGAUAUGAUAGUUCCCGGUGAACUGCAGCACAGAUGGGCAUCGUUUAUCAAUGACCUCCCAUCAAUUGAACUUUUACGAAUACCUAGAUGGGUAGUGAAUGUGGAGUCCCCAGCGCAGGUGGAACUACACGUUUUCUCAGAUGCAAGCUCACUUGCAUAUGGAGCCGCCAUUUUUUUGGUCUGUGAAGAUGUCAAUGGACACAGGUCAUCCGGACUUCUCACUGCCAAGUCAAAAAUAACCCCUUUAAAGUCAACGGAAGCUCAAGGAAAUGAACUCACCAUUCCUAAGGCAGAAUUGCUUGGGGCUCAAAUGGCGGCAGAGUUGAUGUUCAUGGUCUCAAAAGCAUUGGGCAUUGAACGGAAAUUUUAUUGGACAGAUGCAGCUGUUGUUCUGCACCAAAUUUAUUCUCCAUCAGAGAAGCGAGAAACAUUUGUUCGAAAUAAGGUUCGCAUUAUUCGAAAAUUGUCACAGGCUGAGGAGUGGGGCCAUGUUCCGACGAAACAAAACCCAGCAGAUGCUCUUUCUAGAGGUUCUACUGUUCAGGAGUUGAUGAUCAACAAUCUAUGGUGGUUAGGACCAGAUUGGUUGACAAAAGGAACAGAUUCUUGGCCAGUUGCCUUUUCCCCUCAUACCUUUUCCAUUACAAGAGACACUUCUUUAGCAUCAGUUAACGUGGUGUUAAAGGAAGAAAAGAGUGAUCAUCCUCAGAAUUCUGUAUAUGCGUUUCUCAUUUCCCGUAUCAGUCUCUUCAGAAAAAUGCAAAGAGUCUUAGCAUGGUGUUUGCGAGCGAUUACUAUCUUCAAAACUCGUAAGGGUAGAACAACUCGCAGCAUGGCUCAUGGAAAUACCCUUUCUGGCCCCCUCACAGCAGAGGAACUUCUUCGUGCAGAGACACUUAUUAUAAAAUGGGAACAACACGAUCAUUUACUCCCAAUCAUCACAGCAGUGAAAAAGGGUAAUUUGAACCAACAGCCAAAAUUUAAAUUUGUACGUCGCUUAAGGCCUUUCUUGGAUGAUGAUGGAUUACUGAGAGUUGGUGGGCGUUUGCACAAUUCUGCAGAACCAUACGAUACACAACACCCAAAAAUUCUUCCUAAAGGGAAAUUGGCAAACUUGCUAGCUCUACAAUUCCAUCUCAAUCUUCUUCAUGGUGGACCAACUAUUUUGUUGUCAUCCUUACGACAACGUUACUGGCCACUUGGAGGCCGCAGCUUAGCACGUCAAACUGUACACAAUUGUGUUCCCUGCUUUAAAGCAAAACCCCAAUUCCAGACACAAAUUAUGGCUGACUUACCAGAGCACAGAGUUAAUAAUCUGCGCCCUUUCUUUGCUACUGGAAUGGACUUUGCUGGGCCCCUAUUACUAAGGUCAGGAUCCAGGAAAGCUCCUCCAUCCAAGGCAUAUAUAAUUGUGAUGGUGUGUAUGUCCACAAAGGCUACACAUUUGGACUUGGUUAGCUCACUGGCUACAGACGCUUUUAUUGCAAGCCUACGUCGAUUCACCGCCAGACGUGGAAUACCGAGUUUUAUCUACAGUGAUAAUGGUACAACGUUUGUUGGAGCUGACAGCGAACUCAAGAAAAUGCUGCAAUCCAUGUCGUUCAAUGAGGAAAUUGGAAACUUUAUGGCUUCCUUGGAGAUCAAAUGGAGGUUCCAACCUCCCAGAGCACCCCAUCAUGGCGGUCUCUGGGAGGCUACUGUCAAGUCCUGCAAGUAUCAUUUAAAACGUGUUCUUGGGCUGACUCCACUAACAUUUGAAGAGAUGAGUAUCAUUUUAUGUCAAAUUGAAGCUGUUUUAAACAGCAGACCACUUUUUCAACUUCCCUCUGUCUCAGACGUCAAGGAUCCAUCUUGCUUGACACCGGGACAUUUUCUGGUUGGAUCGGCAUUGACACAGUUGCCGGACCCGAACCUUGGACAUCUAUUAAUAAACCGAUUGGAUAGAUGGCAAUUGUGUCAGAGACUGCAGCAGAAUUUCACCGAUCAGUGGAAACGGGACUACCUUCAUACAUUGCAGACCAGGGUUAAGUGGAGCAAAGAGUUUCCCAACAUUAAAGUGGGAGAUGUAGUUUUGCAUUUGGAUGAGCAAACACCCUCUACUUCAUGGCCACUUGGUUUGAUUUCAUCUGUAUUUCCAGGAAAGGAUGGAAAAAUUCGAGUUGUUGAUGUAACGACAGCUAAGGGCAAAUUUAGAAGACCCAUUACAAAGAUAGUCAAACUUCCAACCAAUGAUGAAUUAGAGAAGAAUUGGCCUCUUUCUGGGGAGGAUGUUCGCGCUCAAAAUUCAGACACAGCACUGUAA
Messenger RNA from Phlebotomus papatasi, 3978 nucleotides. RefSeq lists its product as uncharacterized. Bases 1 to 3978 code for a protein of 1325 amino acids. The transcript has 2 exons. Gene Ontology annotation, molecular function: nucleic acid binding. Lineage: Eukaryota; Metazoa; Arthropoda; Insecta; Diptera; Psychodidae. Gene Ontology annotation, biological process: DNA integration. The record is from RefSeq and is a predicted model, not a curated record.